This is a messenger RNA of Kazachstania africana CBS 2517, 1410 nucleotides long. RefSeq names its product serine hydroxymethyltransferase. Gene Ontology annotation, molecular function: pyridoxal phosphate binding; cobalt ion binding; zinc ion binding. The coding region runs from base 1 to 1410 and encodes 469 amino acids. Gene Ontology annotation, cellular component: cytoplasm. Lineage: Eukaryota; Fungi; Ascomycota; Saccharomycetes; Saccharomycetales; Saccharomycetaceae. Gene Ontology annotation, biological process: folic acid metabolic process; L-serine catabolic process; tetrahydrofolate interconversion. The transcript has a single exon. The record is from RefSeq and is a predicted model, not a curated record.
AUGCCUAACAUACUAUCGGAAUCUUCUUUAAAAUUAAUCACGUCUCCAUUAGUCGAGACUGAUCCAGAAUUGAAAAAUUUAAUAAAUGACGAGAUUGAUAGACAAAGAAAGUCAAUCGUCUUAAUCGCAUCUGAAAAUUUUACCACCAAAUCAGUCUUUGACGCAUUAGGAACACCUUUAUCUAACAAAUAUUCCGAAGGUUAUCCAGGUGCCCGUUAUUAUGGUGGAAAUGAAAAUAUCGAUAAAAUUGAAAUUUUAUGUCAGCAAAGAGCAUUAAAUGCUUUUUCAUUGUCUCCUGAUAGAUGGGGUGUUAAUGUACAAACUCUGUCUGGAUCUCCAGCUAACUUACAAGUCUAUCAGGCUCUAAUGAAGCCUCACGACAGAUUAAUGGGACUCUAUCUACCUGAUGGUGGUCACCUUUCACAUGGGUAUGCUACAGAACAUAGAAAAAUAUCAGCAGUUUCAACUUAUUUUGAAUCCUUCCCAUAUAGAGUUGAUCCAGAAACAGGAAUUAUUGAUUACGACACUUUGGAAAAGAAUGCUAUCUUAUAUAGACCAAAAGUUUUAGUCGCUGGUACUUCAGCUUACUGUCGUCUAAUUGAUUAUAAGAGAAUGAGAGAGAUUGCUGACAGUUGUGGAGCUUACUUAAUGGUUGACAUGGCCCAUAUCUCAGGUUUAGUUGCUGCGGGUGUCAUUCCAUCACCAUUUGAGUAUGCGGACAUUGUCACGACAACAACUCACAAGUCUCUUAGAGGUCCAAGAGGUGCUAUGAUAUUUUUCAGAAAAGGUGUCAGAUCCAUUAAUCCCAAAACUGGUAAAGAAAUAUUGUAUGAUCUUGAAAAUCCAAUAAAUUUUUCAGUUUUUCCAGGUCAUCAAGGUGGUCCACAUAAUCAUACAAUUGCUGCCUUGGCUACAGCUUUGAAACAAGCCGCUACUCCUGAAUUUAAGGAAUAUCAAUUAAACGUCUUAAAAAAUGCUAAAAUACUGGAAAAAGGGUUCAAAAACUUGGGUUACAGUUUAGUUUCUGAUGGUACAGACUCUCAUAUGGUUUUGGUUUCUUUGAGGGAGCAAGGUGUCGAUGGCGCCAGAGUUGAAUACGUCUGUGAAAAACUUAAUAUUGCUCUGAACAAAAAUUCAAUUCCAGGUGAUAAAUCAGCUUUAGUGCCAGGUGGUAUCCGUAUCGGUGCACCAGCAAUGACUACAAGAGGUAUGUCUGAAAAUGACUUUGCUCGUAUCGUUCAAUACAUUGAUAUGGCAACCAACAUUGCUAAAGAAACUCAAACUAGCUUACCAAAAGAAUCGAAUAGGUUAAAGGACUUCAAAGCAGCAAUUGAUGCCAACGAUGGUAUCUGGAUUCCAAUAAAGGAAGAAAUCAAUAACUGGGUCGUUCAAUAUCCACUUGCCAUUUGA